CCUCGCCGACCCGCUGCCACCGGCGCCGGCGCGCCGACGCCGCGACGCCCGGGCGAAGCAGGCCACGGCGGUGCGCCUCCGAGAGCAGAAGCGGGCCCAGUUGGGCGAGACGCCCGAGGCCGGCUACCUGGCAAGGCGCUGGGUGAAGCCAGUCACGCUGGCGAGAUAUCAGGAGUCGUUUCGGGUCUUCGCGACCGCCUUUCCGCGGGCGGCGGCGCCCGAUUGCACCAUCAGCGAGUUCGACCUCUUGCUCGAGCGCCACCUGACCAACAUGUUCUUCAGCGAGGGGGCAAGGGCUCACGAGGCGCGCAACGCGCUGCAGCGCGUGGAUGCGCCGGGCGUCGGCAUCCAGGCCGUCCUCGCCAUCGCCGUCGCGCUGAUGCGCAUGGGGCCGCUGGGACCGCUGGCAGCGGCGGCGGUCCUCCCGUCGUUCGACUCGCACGCCAGAAUCGGCGGCAUGCGCGGCCUCAAGGCGCGGGACGCGGUGCGGCCAGUGCGCGACAUGGCGAGCCCCAAGUGGGCACUCGUGUUCUUCCCAGAGCCCGACUGCGCCAUAAGUAAGACUCGCACCCAGGACGACACGAUCGUGGUGGGCGAGUCUCACGCUGACAGAUCGUGGCUGAAUUCAUUGCUGUCCCCGCUGCUGCUCGGCUGGGCGCCCGGGGACAAG
Prorocentrum cordatum is the source of this 670-nucleotide messenger RNA. Lineage: Eukaryota; Dinophyceae; Prorocentrales; Prorocentraceae. The record is from the annotation of a GenBank genome assembly.